AUGGAUAACUCGGCGGCGGGGUCGAAGAAGGUCCCGAUCCCCCGCCCCCGCAAGGCUUGCACCAUUUGCCGCGGCCUCAAGACCCGAUGCUUGCCCGAUGGUGAAGACUCCAACCCAACAUCUCGCUGCUCUCGUUGUGCACGUCUCGAUCUAGUCUGCGACUACUCUCGAGCAAGGAAAGGGCGGGGCAGCGCGGCCCGGAGAGACAACAACAAUCCAGGCACCGCCGACGCCGGACACGAUGGAAGGUAUCGCCAAACCGACAAAUGGAACGACCCCCGCAUGGGGAGCAGCGUUGACUCGCGCGAGCUCGCCCCGGUUCAUGGUUUGAUGAACGGAGUAGGUAUGGUGGGCGCAGUCAGCCCUGUCGGUAUGGGAAUCACCAGCUUGCCUCCUAUGGGGCACAUGAACGCCCACAUGCAGUUGGUGCGCGGAUGGAACACUCAACAGCCAAACAUGACAAGUCGAGCUCCGAUGGGCAGCAAGCCUGUGGCACCUAUUUUGCCCAGGCCAGCCAUCCCCAAUUCGGAUCACCCAUCGACAGUGACGAACGGCCACCAUCCACAUGCCAUGUAUGCCCGCAGCACAAAUUCUGCUGAGAGCCCAAACAAUCGCUCCAGAGCUGCAACGUCGGUGACGACCCUCUCUAAUUUCCUCGACCCUGUCCUUGGCUUCGACGACAACCGUCCAAGCACCGAUGGCUCCUCUCAUCGUAGUCAAGCCUACUACAACACCCCGGCUGAUGCUGGCAUCGUCACUGAGCAGGAAGCACGCUAUCUCUACGACCAAUUUAUCCAGCACAUGAGCACCUCUCUUGGGCUCUUUGACCACCGCUUCCAUACGUACGAAAGGCUACUGGGUCUCCCAGUGCUUCUCACAUCUAUUUUGUCGGCCUCCUCUCGUUAUUUCCGGGCGGAUGUCUUCUCUCACAUCAGCCAACUGGCCGAACAGAACCUCAGCCAGGCCAUUGCCACUGGUGACCAUGACCUUCAGCUUGUGCAAGCAAUUAUUGUGAUGAUUGUCUGGCUGAAGGGAAGUGAUCCCACGGCAUACGUUAAGCUCGGCAUUAUGUCUAGAGUUCUCAACGAGCUAAGAGUCACCUUCCCUGUGCAGCCUUCGGCACCGUUCAACAACGAGGACGACGAGCGCAGAGCUAUAGACGUCGACAGAACUAUCUUCAGCUUGGAUCUCGCAUACUCGCGCCUCUUGCAUCUUCCCGCGAGCUCGACUUCAUCUUUGCCCACCUCUCAGCAGGCUGAGUUCUGGGCAGAAAUGCACAGCCAUCUCGACGUACCUUCGGAUUCCCAUAAAGCUUUCUUAGCCGGCAUCUGGGAGUUCAGUUCACAGUUCGGCUCCAGCCCUCAAAAGAUGACUCAGUGGGAAUGGACGGAGAGCGAAAAGAGUCUUAUCGAGCACCUCAACAAGUGGAUUAACCAUCCAUCUAUGUCGGGAACGAUGUUCGCGGCAUUCACACAAAUCAUCGGGAAAACGACGCUACUCAAUCUACGCAUUUUGGGCUUGCAGCAGCGCGUGGCCACGGCCAUUAGCCCCAUUCACCUGAUGACUAUUGCGGACGAGAUCGGCCUCGCUAUCCAGGAGCUUGCGGGUCGCCCCGAGGUCAUGUACUUCUCGGAGCUGCACUGCGUCAUGUUUACUCUUCCCGGCUUACUCCUCUACAACGCACGCUCGCUAUUCGGAGUGACCGAGAUCUCCCGUGUUUUGGACUUCUGUCGGGACGUGUGGCAGGCCCUGGAGGGGAUUGGGGUCGGUACCCCAGAGCUUCCAAUCACCAAGGCGCGCCACUGCUAUCGCCGUCUGCAUGGCGCUUUGGACCUGCUGCUAAGAUCGGCAACCACCCCAAAGACUGCCAGUUCAUCCCACAGCGUUCUGCCAGGGUCCGCUAUGAGCGGCACUGUUCCCGAGGUCGUCGGCCAGCAGCAGCAACAGCAGCCUUCAACCUGGGGCGUCGAUUGGCUGUGGCAGGGCAUCCCUCCGUUCCAGCAAAACUAA
Messenger RNA from Trichosporon asahii var. asahii CBS 2479, 2010 nucleotides. RefSeq lists its product as uncharacterized. The coding region runs from base 1 to 2010 and encodes 669 amino acids. The transcript has 9 exons. Lineage: Eukaryota; Fungi; Basidiomycota; Tremellomycetes; Trichosporonales; Trichosporonaceae. Gene Ontology annotation, biological process: regulation of DNA-templated transcription. Gene Ontology annotation, cellular component: nucleus. The record is from RefSeq and is a predicted model, not a curated record. Gene Ontology annotation, molecular function: zinc ion binding; transcription cis-regulatory region binding; DNA-binding transcription factor activity, RNA polymerase II-specific.